CCCGUACCGUAGGCACCACGGUACUGCGGUACCCAUUGCCGUCGCAUAAUCGCUCUAUUAUUCGCGUCUCGCUAGCGCUACGGCCAAUAGCGCAUUUAUUGGACUCGCGCAGCUCGGACGACGGGCGUUCGCGUGCUUGAUCCGUUGGACCCAGCCCUCGCAAGCUGCCGCCGCGGGUAGCACCGGUCGCGAGCCGCCAGCGCCGCAGCGGGAUCGCCCGGCGCGCGGCCGGCGAGGAUGCUCUUCUACAGCAUGUUCAAGACGCUAGUGGGCAAGGAGAUCGCGGUGGAGCUCAAGAACGACGUCGCGCUCACGGGGACGCUGCACUCGAUCGACCAGUACCUGAACAUAAAGCUGCUGGACGCGCGCGUCGUCGACGCGGCGCGGCACCCGCAGCUCGUGGCCGUGUCGUCGGUCUUCGUGCGCGGCUCCGUGGUGCGGUACGUGCAGCUGCCCGCGGCCGACGUGGACGCGGAGCUGCUGCAGGACGCGUGCCGCAAGGCGAGCGUGAAGGCCUAAGGGAACCGCGUUGAUUUUUU
Messenger RNA from Pelagomonas calceolata, 539 nucleotides. Lineage: Eukaryota; Pelagophyceae; Pelagomonadales; Pelagomonadaceae. The record is from the annotation of a GenBank genome assembly.